AUGAAAGCAGACGAAGCCUCCUUACUUGAUUUUUUGAAACCUUACAAAUUCGAUACAACAUUUAGGGAAAACGGCGCGCACGUGGAGCAUACCUAUGGUGGGGAGGGUGUAGUCAUGGGAAUGUCGGAUGGGGAGGAGGCCGAGGAUCGGACGUUUGGUUGCAAUUGCAAAAAGAAGCGCCAUCUGGAAUUUAACAGGAGAGCUAGAGCUGUUAAGAGGCUUGACCGGGGCCGAACGAAGAGCGCAAUUUUUUUACGUGAGCUUCGAUCCAUGAUCGUAGUUAGAGAUUGCGAACACAUUGUGAAAUGUUUCGGCUGGUACGAAGACAAGUCUUUCUAUUUUAUCGCGAUGGAAUAUGCCGAACAUGGAGAUUUGAACCAACAUCUCAUGAAUUCGACACCAAAACCGGCGCUAGAGCAGAUCAAAGAAAUCAUCUACCAGAUUCUCAAAGGGCUCGUGGUUCUUCACGGUAAAGAUAUAUGCCACCGGGAUUUAAAGCCGCAGAAUAUCCUUAUUACCUCGUUACAGCCCAUCCACAUCAAACUUGCCGAUUUUGGAAUAUCUAAGUGUUUUGGAGGCACAGAGUUAAGAACCAUGCUAGGGACGCCAGGUUUUCUAGCCCCUGAACUCCUCGGGAUUUUGCCCCAAAGGUUUCGUUCAAAGGGAUCAAACUCUUACACCAAAGCAGUCGAUAUAUGGGCUUUAGGAUGUCUCGUUUAUAAUAUGCUUACGCUAGAGGCCCCAUUCCUUGCUUCUACGUCUAUCGAGGAACAAUCAACCAUCUCGAUAGGCCUAGGUGAUUUUCAUGGAUAUUGCCAAAGAGAACUUGAUUAUGGGCUCCUCUACAACUACUGUGACGGCGGAAAUCAUGUUAUUACUGACUCUUUUCGAAAGCUUGGCGUGGCCGAGAGUGAGAUUAUGUUUGUAAAUCGACUCCUAGUCGUUGAUCCUAAGUCUAGAAUUUCUGCUGCAGCCGCUCUCAUGGACCCGUGGUUUUUACAAGUCUUAUACACCCUUGAUUCACCGAGGAAUGAUCGAAAUAUCGGUCUCCGAGACCAUGACAGCUGGUUUUUGAUUGAAUCAGCAAAGUACGGGCGUCUGGAUCUUGUUUACACCUUCUUGGCAGCCGGAGCCGACGUCCGAUGGGUCGAUGACAAUGGGAACACCGCCCUACAUCUCGCUGCCAUGAAUAGGCAUCAUGAUGUUGUGAAGGUUUUACUAGAAAGGGGCGCGGACAUGGACGAGGAAAAUGAUUGUGGACAGACACCACUACAUCUGGCUGUUUUGUCAGGCCGUGAAGCCAUUAAUAUUGUGCAGCUUCUGCUGGAAAGGGGCGCGGAUUUGAGCGCUGCAGACUUACAAAGACGGACUCCACUACAUCUGGCCGCUUCCCGGAGCCACGGAGACGUUGUGCGGCUUCUUCCAGAAAAGGGCGCGGAUUUGAGCACUGUAGAUCAAAAAGGAAAAACCCCACUAUAUAGCGCUGCUCAGGCAGGCUAUGAAGGCAUUGUGCGGCUUCUGCUAGAAAAUGGCGCGGAUUUGAGCGCGGCAGACUCAGCUGGAUACACUCCACUACAUCGGGCUGCUUGGUUAGGCCAUGAAGAUAUUGUGCAGCUUCUGCUAGAAAAGGGUGCAGAUUUGAACGCGGCAGGCUCAGGAGGGGAUACCCCACUACAUCGGGCUGCUUUCCGGGGCCACAAAGACAUUGUGCGGCUUCUUCUAGAAAAGGGCGCGGAUGUGCGCGCGGUAGAUAAUGUCAGAUGUACAGCACUACAUCGGGCUUGUUUGGAGGGCCAUGUAGCCAUUGUGAGGAUUUUGCUAGAAAAUGGUGCGGAUGUGUGCGCGGUAGACUCAGAAGGAGACAGCCCACUAGACCACACUUUGGAUGUUGACUGUAAAAAGCUCUUGAGGCACGCUUUAGUGACCAAGGGGGAGGCACAAGACAGAUGA
Morchella sextelata is the source of this 1950-nucleotide messenger RNA. RefSeq lists its product as uncharacterized. The transcript is spliced from 4 exons. NCBI's taxonomy places the organism in Eukaryota, Fungi, Ascomycota, Pezizomycetes, Pezizales, Morchellaceae. The record is from RefSeq and is a predicted model, not a curated record. Gene Ontology annotation, molecular function: protein kinase activity; protein binding; ATP binding. Bases 1 to 1950 code for a protein of 649 amino acids. Gene Ontology annotation, biological process: protein phosphorylation.